This is a messenger RNA of Cuscuta europaea, 1594 nucleotides long. Lineage: Eukaryota; Viridiplantae; Streptophyta; Magnoliopsida; Solanales; Convolvulaceae. The record is from the annotation of a GenBank genome assembly.
CAAUUAUCUCGUUAUUUACAUGCAUCGGGGGUCAUAACCGUUGUAUCACUUUAGUAUAAUAUAUUUAAUUUGACCCGUCACCAAAAGAAAUAUAUUAUCUCAGUAUCUACACUUUUAUUAUUUCAUGAAUAGCCACUGUAUUAUUUAUCUGAUGGUAAACACAUUUUAAUUAAUUACAUAUUAGGCCCCUUUUUUAUUGUUUUCCAACACACGGGUGUAUGAGCCUACUGCCAUUCUGCUGACUGAGUCACCGUGACUAACCUCCCCACCAUCCUGUCGGGUCGGGGUGGGGGGUUCCUGGGGUGGGAGAUUCCACCUUUUUUAGGAACAAUCGAAUGGGCUAGAAAAUGAUCGACUUCUCCAAAGUAAUUCAAUGAAGAAAUAAUACACCAAUAAGGUUAAAAUUGGAGUUUGGGAAUGUGAAUGUUAUACUCUGUACUAGAGCCACUUCUUGUAUACAAUAUGUAUACAUUUUUUUGUGUAUACAAACAAUUAUAGACAAUUGCAGACUUUUUCUUAACGAGCGAUUUGUAUACACAAAUAAUUUGGGGUAAUUUUCACAAAAAGAUUAAAAAUGAAAAUAAUAUCACUUUUAUCAACUUUCACAUUUUAUUUCAAAUAAUAGACUGGUACGGUUCUCUUUUUCAAAAAUAGUUGUUCGCUGGUCGUCUUUUCUACGCAGGAAGCCAUCGAUGUAACACUUGAUAUUUAAUUUAAAUGGAUUAAUAGUACUACUCAUACCAACAAGGUGCAUCUCCUUUUAAGGGACGUAUGUCCCCACGGAGCAAUACGAACGUCCCCAAGGACGUAUGUCCCCGGCAGACCAGCAAGGCCCAAUUGCAAGACGUACGUACAGAACCUUGACCUUGGGAGCAGGCAGGACACAGGAGGCAAGCUCAUGGGGACGAACAUUCCCACCCCUUGGCAGAAAGCCAAGAUCCUGGCAGGACACAGGAGGCAAGCUCAUGGGGACGAACAUCUCCACUCCUUGGCAGGAAGCCAAUAUUCUGGCGGGAAGCAGGAGGCAAACUCAUGGAGAUGAACAGAGACAAGUUCAUGGGGACGAACGUGCCAAAAUCCUGGACAAUUGCGUGUCUCGUGAUACAGGAGGAGGUGAGCAGAUGUCUUGAAAUAAAAAACAAGAGUGAAAAUAAAAAAGUUAAAUGUGAAAAGAAAAGGCAGUUGGGACUUGUGACAUUAAUGAUAGGAUAUUGUAGAAACUAGACCUUCCGGGUAAUUACCACUAAUGUGUUACUGGACAAACGUAAUUAGUAUGAUUAGUUAAAAAAAAAAAAAAAGAUUGCCCAUGGAUAUAUAGUAAGACAGGGAGUAAUAGAUACGGAGUAUUAUUUAACCACGCUCAAAGUGUACAAAUGGAAACAUUACUUCACCCCUGCAUGGGUAUUUAGUUGGCUCUAGAGGUGAGAAUUUGGUAUACGGAUCGUCGGGAUCGGACUCGUGAUUUGGUUUAAUUCCUCCGAUGGUGAUAUGGGCAAUGGCGUAUCCAAAAAAAUAUUAUAUUGCCACACACCCAAUGAACUACUUGGGAGAGAAGCAUCCCUUGCGUUCUGACCAUUGUGAUUCUAUGAAACCU